This is a messenger RNA of Salvia splendens (bonfire salvia), 1750 nucleotides long. Its product is annotated as pentatricopeptide repeat-containing protein At2g17525, mitochondrial-like. Lineage: Eukaryota; Viridiplantae; Streptophyta; Magnoliopsida; Lamiales; Lamiaceae. Bases 601 to 1362 code for a protein of 253 amino acids. Gene Ontology annotation, molecular function: protein binding. The record is from RefSeq and is a predicted model, not a curated record. Gene Ontology annotation, cellular component: chloroplast. Gene Ontology annotation, biological process: mitochondria-nucleus signaling pathway; chloroplast-nucleus signaling pathway. The transcript has 2 exons.
UCUUGCCCUCCCUUCUUCCCGUGGACGUAGAUUUACUUCAGUAAAUCGAACCACGUAAAUCCUUUGUGUCUGCAUUUUCAUUCUCUACCAGCAUUUGCUAACAUCAAAAAUUCGCGGACUCAUCACUUGACGAAUAGGAUCGGGGAUGGGUUUAAGCUGCUGCAGGUGAUGAAGAAUCACGGUGUCGAUGUUAAUGUAGUUGUGUACAACACUUUGAUUCAUGCCCUUUGCAAGAAUGGGAAGGUUGGCAGAGCUAGGAGCUUGAUGAAUGAGAUGGAGAGGCUCUGGUGAUGUUGGAGAAGUGUUUUGGCAACGGCUUUGUGCCCGAUGUCGUUGCCCUGACUAAGUUGAUGGAGAUUCUAUGCAAAGAGGGGCGGAUUUCAGAGGCGGUUGAGGUGAUGGAGAGGGUGGAGGCGAAGGGAGGGACUCACGACGUUGUUGUGUACAAUACUUUGGCGAAGGGUUUUGUGAAGGCGGGAAAUGUUAGAGGAGGGUGUGGAUUGAUUAGGCAAAUGGAGGUGAAGGGAUGUCUGCCCAAUACAGAGACCUACAAUGCUCUGAUUUUAGGUUUCUGUUUCGGCUCUUGAUUUGUUUCAUGAGAUGAAAAGGGCCGGCGUUCGUUGGGACUUUGUCACGUUUGAGACACUGACACACGGGUUCUGCUCAGCUGGGAAGACUCGUGAGGGAGUAGAGAUCUUCGAGCUUAUGCUUGAGGAUAGAGGCGGCUGUGGUGGAAGAAUCGCGUGUUGCAAUAGCAUCUCAUACUCUUUGUACAAGAACAACGACAUUGGUAAAGCACUUGAGUUUCUCGACUACAUGAAAAACUGGUUCCCUCAAGCUGUGGAUCGCACUCUUACGAUCCUGCACCUAUGCGAAGAGGGAAACACAGACGAAGGUAGGAAAAUUCUCGAUGAGAUGAGAGAGAGGGGCAGGGCUCCAAGUGCUAUAGUGUAUGCUAGUUUGAUUCAGGAACACUGCAAGAAAGGGUGCAUGAGGGAGGCAGUUGAGCUCGUGAACGAGAUGACAGGGCUCUGGUAUUUUCCCGUUGCAUCGACUUUUAAUGCCUUGAUCAGUGGGUUCUGCAAGCAGGGAAGAGCUGGGAUUGCAGUGAGGCUGAUGGAUGACUUGAAGACGAGAGGCUGCCUGCUCGAUUCGGAGAGCUAUGGAGUCGUGGUCGAGGCGUUGUGGGCUGAAGGGGACUUGCAACAUGUUUUUGUGAUGCUUAUGCAGAUGAUGGAAAGAGGCAUUGCUCCAAAUCAAGAUACAUGGAAUUUGUUGAUUAGGGUUGCUAUGGAAGGGAAAUCUGAGAAUAGAUUGUUGCAGACAGAAUAUAUGACUAAAUUAGAUUUAUUGAUUCAUUAAUUGAAUUAUGGAAGAUAAUGUUUUUAAGUAAAAUCGAAUAUUUAUCAAAUUUAAAGUUUCCUUAUUUUCAAAAUUUUAAUGAAAUAACGCAAAUUCACCUUGUAAAUAUCGGUUUGUAGAAAAGAGUUGGCGUUGAUCCGAUUUCGAAAUCUAUUUAUCCGAUUCGGAAACGUAGGUGAGAUUUCGCUCAACAAAGAUUGUUUUUGUUUUGUAUGUUUGUUUGAUUGCUUUGAAUUUCGAUUGUUGAUUGCUUUGAAUUUCAGGAUCAGUAAGGCAAAUGAGUAAGGCAGUGCUCGUUGGGCAACUCUUGCCGACGACACGGACGUGUUCUUGCUAACGAGCACCACUGCAUAUGCUCUAACAAUGAACUUAUGUACACCAUCAGUUU